Centropristis striata (black sea bass) is the source of this 2595-nucleotide messenger RNA. RefSeq names its product phosphatidylinositol 3-kinase regulatory subunit gamma-like. Bases 958 to 2595 code for a protein of 545 amino acids. The transcript has 12 exons. The record is from RefSeq and is a predicted model, not a curated record. Gene Ontology annotation, cellular component: phosphatidylinositol 3-kinase complex. Gene Ontology annotation, molecular function: 1-phosphatidylinositol-3-kinase regulator activity. Gene Ontology annotation, biological process: insulin receptor signaling pathway; phosphatidylinositol phosphate biosynthetic process. Lineage: Eukaryota; Metazoa; Chordata; Actinopteri; Perciformes; Serranidae.
ACAGAGCGAGGAGUAGAGCUGCUUUUACUUUUGCCUUUCCUUUUCCUGCAAAAGCUCUUGAACCUACACCUCUUUUUAAAGAUUCUUUUUCAUACUUGCAUAUAUUUUUAAAGAUUUUUUUUUUAUAUAUACUGCACCCCACAGAUCAGUGGAUUUUUUUUUCUGUGCAUUGCAUUUAAAAGUAAAAACAAAGUGGGAAAUGUCUUGGAAAAGGUUUGAUUUUCAUGAAGACGUGACGUGUCUCGGUGAAGAGGAGAGGGAAUACCCAGAGGAACGGCAUCGUGGGAAAAUGUGGCACUCAGAGGGGACGGACAACAAGCAAGUGGAGAGGAUCUUUAAAAGAUGGAGGACACAGACAGGACGGGAUGGGAGGAGUGGGGGGUGGAGGGACAUUGGAUGGCGUGAGGACCGAGGCCGGUGGUUGGUUUGAUCUGAGCCACGUGUCCGUCCAGCCACGUCUCUUCACCGCUUCAUGGAUGUCGAUGAAACGUUCCUUCCUCUGCCCGGUCCCGUCUGUCUUGGCCCAGAUUUUCUGCCAUGAGAUGAUGAGUGAGUCGUUGAGGAGGUGGAGCUUCAGUGUUUCCCUCUCCGCUGGUUCACAGAUCAAUAACUAGUGUCCAGGUGUCCGUCAGCUGUUCUGUAGUUUCUCUGGUAUCUCCAGGUAUGACUCCCUUUAAGAGAAUGACUGGAGCAGAACAGAGGAAACUCCCUCUGAGUGCAUUAAAGUGAACAGAGGAUAUCCUGGCGAUGUCCCCGCUCUGCUGUGUGACCAGGUUCAACUGGAGCUUCAGGCUGACAGACAUGCUCUACCUCCACAACACAGGCCAGCCUUGAACUCUGCAGCGCCCCCUGUCUAUCAGCCAUGAGUCCAACGGUCAGCUGAUAGUAUGUGAUCAACAUCCUGCUGCUCCACCACCUCAAUAAAACCUACUGGACUAUUCAGUCUGUGUUGUGAAAAUGGCAGAAGAGAGUUUCAGAGCUCUGGACUGCUCAGAGGACCACGCGCUCCGGCCGGCUGACUCCCCGACGUCAUCGCUAGCAUCGCUCCAUCUCAGGGACGAGGUCAUCGACCAUAUGGGGGAUAAUCCUGAGCCUCAUUCUGUGUUUUCUGUGAUGAUGUCAUCACCACAUAACCAAUCAGGACAGCAGACAGACACAUCCAUGGCUUCUAGGCCUGAGCCUUCACCAGCAGCUCACGAGUUGGCAGAGGCUGAAAUGGGCCAGAGCGGCAGCGAGGCUCAGUCUGCUACCUGGACAGAGUUCCUGCAGGACCUUUCCUCCCCCGGAGAUCAUGAUGACGCGAGUCCUGCACUAACAACCAGCUCUGUUCAGGACGGAGAACUUCAAACCAAGAAGAACAGAAGCAAAGCGAUGGCAGCCAGUGAGUCUGAAGACAACCACCUGUGUGAUGCUGAGUGGUACUGGGGAAACACCUCCAGAGAGGAAGUCAAUGAAAUGAUGAGAAACACUCCUGACGGCACGUUCCUGGUCAGAGACGCCUCCAGUAAGGUCAAAGGGGAAUACACUCUAACACUAAGGAAAGAUGGCUGCAACAGACUGAUAAAGAUCUUCCAUCAUGGGGGGAAGUACGGCUUCUCUGAGCCUCUGGCCUUCCCCUCUGUGGUGGACCUGAUCCACUACUACCAGAACAAGUCUCUGGCCCAGUACAACUCUAAACUGGACACACGGCUCCUCUACCCAAUCACCAGAUACCAGCAGCAGCAGGUUGUGAUGGAAGUGGACAUCGAUGCGGUUGGAGAACAGCUGAGGAUAUUUCAGGAUCAAUACAAGAAGAAGAGCAAAGAGUACGACCGUCUGUUUGAGAAGUUCAACCAGACCUCACAGGAGCUGCAGAGCAAGCGGACGGCCAUCGAGGCUUUCAGUGAAAUCAUUCGGAUCUUUGAAGAGGAGUGUGAGACUCAAGAACGCUACAGCAAAGAAUACAUCGAUAUGUUCCUCUCACUGGACUCCACAGAGUCAGACAAGAUUCAGAACAACUCGGAUGAGCUCCAGUCCAGGGUGGAGGAGAUCCACAACAGCAAGAAGAAGCUGGAGGAGGAGCUGAGGAGCAGAGCGCUGGCUCACCUGGAGGUCGACAAGAAGAUGAGCAGCCUGAAGCCAGACCUGGUUCAGCUCAGGAAGAUCAGAGAUCAAUACCUGCUCUGGCUCACCCAGCAGGGAACCAGGCAGAGUCAGAUCAAUGACUGGCUGGGCAUCAGGAACGAAGAAGAGGACCCCUACACCCUGGCAGAGGACAGCAGCCAGGAGGACCAGGAGGACCGGAGCUGGUACGUGGGAGGGAUGAGGCGUAAGGAGGCGGAGGAGGUGCUGAGGGGGAGGAGGGACGGGACCUUCCUCAUCAGAGACAGCCAGACUCAGAGAGGCUCCUUCGCCUGCUCUGUUGUGGUGGAUGGGGAGGUGAAGCACUGUGUGAUCUACAGGACGUCCAGCGGCUUCGGCUUCGCGGAGCCCUACAACCUGUUCCCGUCUCUGGGAGAACUGGUCCUCCACUACCGCCACACCUCCCUGAUGCAGCACAACCAGCAGCUGAAUGUAACGCUGGCCUGGCCCGCGCUCAGCCAGCAGCCCAGCUGA